Molecule: messenger RNA, 5402 nt
Organism: Megalops cyprinoides (Indo-Pacific tarpon)
Lineage: Eukaryota; Metazoa; Chordata; Actinopteri; Elopiformes; Megalopidae
Gene: mgrn1a
Product: mahogunin, ring finger 1a
Exons: 16
Coding region: 411-2072 (553 amino acids)
Biological process (GO): endosome to lysosome transport; negative regulation of G protein-coupled receptor signaling pathway; protein ubiquitination
Cellular component (GO): plasma membrane; cytoplasm; early endosome
Molecular function (GO): ubiquitin protein ligase activity
Source: RefSeq, a predicted model, not a curated record
UGCUGUUGCUGCCGGGAUAGAAAAAAACAACAUCGUCUUCUGUUUGUUUUUUUUGUUUGUCAUCGAUGUUUUAUGAUUGUAUUUGUUGGUUUUUAUAAGUGUUACUGUAAUUCCGUAGAUAACGAAAGGUGAUUCGUAAUUACAACAUUGACGGCGCUUCUGGAACUCCGAAAUAAUAAUCAAACCAAAGAAAACGUCUAGUUAGCUAGCUAGAGGCUGAUUCCCUCAUCUUUAGCUUAAACGGCGUCGUCGUUAAAACGGUAGUUCUAAGUUAGCUAGCUAGCAAGCAAGCACGUUAGCGAGCUAAAUAGCUACCUGUGCAUUAAUCGGAAUGCUUUUCUUUUGAAAUAGACUACAGAUAGCCACAGUAGUGUUUAUUUUAUUUAUAUUUUAAAGGUUUGUGGUUAAAGAUGGGCUCAAUACUCAGCCGGAGAAUUGCUGGGGUUGAGGAUAUCGAUAUCCAAGCAAAUUCAGCCUACAGAUAUCCUCCCAAAUCUGGAAACUAUUUUGCCAGUCAUUUUUUCAUGGGAGGGGAGAAGUUUGACACUCCACAUCCUGAGGGAUACUUGUUUGGAGAAAACAUGGAUCUCAACUUCCUUGGGAACAGGCCUGUGCAGUUUCCUUAUGUGACUCCUGCACCACAUGAGGCUGUGAAGACCCUAAGAAGUCUGGUCAACAUCAGGAAGGACUCUUUACGCCUCGUCAGGUACAAGGAUGACGCCGACAGCCCGACGGAGGAGGGGGGAAAGCCUAGGGUCCUUUACAGCGUGGAGUUCACCUUUGAUGCAGACGCUCGUGUGGCCAUCACUCUGUACUGCCAGGCCUUCGAGGAGUUCACCAAUGGAAUGGCAGUGUACAACCCCAAGAACCCUGCCAUGGUCUCUGAAACGGUGCACUACAAAAGAGGUGUCAGCCAGCAGUUCUCACUCCCGUCCUUCAAAAUUGAUUUCUCCGAGUGGAAAGAGGAAGAGCUCAACUUUGAUCUGGACAGAGGGGUCUUUCCCAUGGUAAUCCAGGCAGUGGUGGACGAAGGGGAUGAAGUCACGGGGCAUGCACAUGUACUGCUGGCUGCCUUUGAAAGACAUGUUGACGGCAGUUUCUCUGUGAAGCCUUUAAAGCAGAAGCAAAUCGUGGACCGUGUCAGCUACCUGCUUCAGGAGAUCUAUGGGAUUGAAAACAAGAACAACCAGGAGACAAAGCCCUCGGAUGACGAGAACAGCGACAACAGUAACGAGUGUGUGGUGUGCCUGUCGGACCUGCGGGACACGCUCAUCCUGCCGUGCAGACAUCUGUGCCUGUGCAACUCCUGCGCAGACACGCUGCGCUACCAGGCAAACAACUGCCCCAUCUGCAGACUGCCCUUCCGAGCCCUGCUCCAGAUCCGCGCCGUGAGGAAGAAGCCUGGAGCGCUGUCCCCCGUGUCCUUCAGCCCCGUUCUGGCACAGACCAUGGACCACGACGAGCACUCGAACUCGGACAACAUCCCCCCGGGCUUCGAGCCCAUCUCUCUCCUGGAGGCCCUGAACGGGCUGCGCUCCGUGUCCCCCGGUAUCCCCUCAGCUCCCCUCUAUGAGGAAAUCAAUUUCUCAGGGAGCAUUGGAGACCCCUUGCCUCUGUCUGGCCGCCAGCUGGGCUCAGUGGAGCGUUCUGGGGAUGCUGGGCUGCAGAAGGGGAAGGUCAGCAAAUCACCUGACAGUACCCUCCGGUCCCCCUCAUCCCCCAUCCAAGAGGAGGAUGAAGAGAAGCUGUCAGAGGUGUCUGACGCACAGCCACAUGCCCUGCUGUCCAGCAGCCCAGCUUCAACUGAGGCCACAGCAGCUGAAGAAGCUCCAGAAUCAGUCACUCCCGAUGAAGAAGACCGGCCGCGCUCUGUGGCUGAGAUUCUCCAGGACUGCAGCAGCGAGCACAGCUGCCUGACCAAGACAGAGAGCGACCCGCCAGUGGAGCUGUCCCUGCCAGGCUCGUCGGAGUCCACAGAGAGCCUGAAGAGCCAGAGUACCAACAGCUCCAGUCAGCCUCUCCUGUGUCCCCCAAGCAGCCUGCACAUCGAGGACGAGCAGCUCACCCCGUAACGAGGGGCCGGGGCCGCCCACACCCCCUUCAAUAUCACCCAUAUCCUCCCAUCACAGCCCGGUGUCCACCCCCCAGAGCCCAGCAGCCAGGCCUCCACUGCUGAGCCGUUCACACGCCUGCAGUCCUCUCCUCCAUGUUCACUCCGCGCUCACGCACCCACAGGAUUGUAGUCAGCUGCAGCUCUGCACUAGGAGGAGGGUGAGCAGUGCAGGACACGGCUGAAAUGGUCAUCGUCUUCCUGGCCCUUCCAGGAAGGGCGUCCCAGGCCCCCCUCCAGUCCCAGCGGCUGACAUGGAAGACAGACCUACCCGCUUCUCCCUUGGAAGCAGGGGGCUUUGUCCACCUUGAAUCUUCGCUGAAUCUCCCUCUGCACAUUUCCUGCUCAUCAAGUACCAGCAGAUUGCCAUCUCUGUCCUCUUGUUGGUCAGGGUCCUCUUGGAGCCAGCACUCACCCAUGAGUCUAAACCGUGGCCUGGAAUCCCAACUCUCUGAGUCAGAACCAGCACAAAACAGGAUUGAGCUGCCCAACUAUCCUUUCACCUGACAGCACAACAAAUGCAUUUACCCUCAACACUAAACAGGCAGGUUUGUCUAGCUGCAGCAUAAUCAUGCUAACAAGUUAGUUUUCUUGAUGUUGUUGUUAAAUUGUUAACUAAGUAUAAUACAAUAUGCUUGCAAAACCCCCAGAUAAGAACAUUUGUGAGAUAUUUCAGUCUGGGCCAUGAUCCCUUAACAGAUGAGAGUUCUCUAAUCCUUUGAAUGAAGUAUGCAAAUAUAAUGUUGCUUGAAUCGAACCAUGAACUGACUUUGAAGACUUCAGCUCUUAAAUCAAAGACAUUUUCUCAUUAUGGUGACUGGGAAGUUGCUGACGCACAUUGAUUUCCAUGAAAGCAGAUUGUUUCCAGUAGUUUUUCACCAUAUUUAAAGCUUGACUGAAAGAAAAAUUAGAAAUGAUGGAAGGUGAUCGGAAAUUUCUGUCCCUUUGGUGAAUUGUGUACAAAGUGUCGUCAGUAUGGUUUUGUAUUUUCUAACUUUUAUUUUUGAUCUAGGGUAAGAACUCAUCAGCAGUCAGCAGGAUCCUCAGAAUCUUUCCAACCAAAAUAGUGACAAUAGGAGACAAUAUGACAUGUUAUUUUGUUUCAUCCAGUGAGUGAUUUUUAUUAUUUGAAAUGUCUCCAACUUAACUAAUUUUGACAGAACAAAAAGUAUAUCAAACUGUAUAGAGCUUUGAAAAACACCUAUGUCCAAAAUGAAGUAUAAUUGUAAAAAUUGUAUUUAGGUGGAAAAACAUUGUCAUUGUAUGGAAUAGAUUGGGGUGAUGCUAGCGGUAAAUUAAUUUUUUCUCAUAUAUAUUCCAUCACAUGGCCCUGUUUUUCGACUCUCACCACAUCAGAGGGUAUAGCAACAAUCCAGCUACCCAGUGCAGACAUAAAAUAUAAUGCUUACAGUGUACCUCAUAGAUGUAACAGAUCACUAGGCAGUGACUUUAGAAAAGCUGGGAUCCACCCAGUUGGCUGGUUUCACCGUUUGUGGUGACCAAGGCAAAAUUUCACAGCGGGGCCCCCAGAUGAAGUUGGCGCAUGCUUCUUCAUGGAACAUUCGUGAAAAUUUGCAGCUUGAUGGCUGCCUUUUAUGAUAUUUGGGAGGGAAUGAUGAAUGAUUUUGUGUUUGGAGUUCAAAAACCUAGACACUCCCACUUAAAAUGUGAAAGAGCUGAAAAUGUGUAACACCAUGACAGAGCUUUCAUUAGACUGCUUUCCUGGAAUCCUAUGGUAGGCAAAGGCCCUGAGUGAUUUGCCUUGUACGCCCACUCCCUCAAACUGGUCUUGGAUCUGUGCCUGUCAAGUGAUGUUACGCACUGAGAGAGACUACCUGUGCUGCUGUUGUCAGUGUCCGCUAUACAUACGUUGACUGUUGCAGUUUCAGUCAGUCCUUGCUCCUGUAAACGUAGCAUUGUGUAUAGGUGUACUCGUGCCUUUAAAAUUAAGCAGAAAUGGCUGAUGGUUGUUUUGUGCUUCUCUGUUCAUGUCGAAAAAUAAGACGACUUGUUAAAGGUGUAAUGCUGCUGGAAGUGUAGGUUUUAUUGAGGGGCUCUAGUCAGAGAUGAUGAUGGUUUGAAUUGCCUAGUCCAGUAAUAUCUCAGAUGCGUUAGUCUGAUUUAUAUUGCGGCUGCCUUCUGUUAAACUGUGUACAAUAUCUAUAUAUGAAUACAUUGUAUCAGAGAAUUAUGUAGUCCAACGUAAGUAAUGGGCACGAAAAAGAUUUGUUCUGUUUCUGAUUGCUCUGCCUUGAUAGCUACUCUGAUUAAACAGAACAGUAGUCCGUAGUACAGAGUAUUCUCUUCUUUCUGUCUGCCUUUCGCUAACUUUUUUUGGACCGUUAUUGAACAACUUGUGUAAAUAGACAUUUGAACUUUUUUUUUUUUUUUAACCAAAACUGGAGGUACGGAGUCUGUGGAAAUGCUAUGUGUUGAGGCUGAUCAUGAGUAUUGGAAGAGCUCUCCCAAAAUGAAUGGUGCACACAUGAAGGAGGUGGCAUACCUUACCAGUGCAUUUUACCAGAAUUUGUUCAUACUAUGGAACCAAGAAGGAAAUAAUCAGUCAUCUUUUAACAUAUCAUUACAAUCUCACAAAAGUUUAUUAACGGUUUCCCCAAGGGAAUACAAAUUAUCUUUUUUAUGUGAACAUUGGAGUGGGUAAUUUAAUUUUCACUUAAUCUCAAACUUAUUCUUUCAUUUUCCCCUAUCAUGUGUCAUUUCAAUGUAGUAAUAUUACCCUGUGCCUUGUUAUUUUUAAGGAUUAUUGACCUGGUAUCCAGUAGAACAGUGUUGGGUCAGUCAUUUCCCAUAUGUGUGCAUAAGCGGUAACACCUUGUGGAAAAACAAGAAAUGUCCUUUCUGCUUCAGUGAAAACACUCACUUAGUUUCAGUUUUUAAUUUUGUUCAUAUUGGUUACACAUCAACAAAUGCUACACAGGUCAGCCUUAUUUUUUGGUGUAGUCCUACACCUUGCCUGCAAAAUUCACCUGUUACAUCCUGUUAUAUUGCCUGCACUGAAGGUGUGGAAGCAGUUGGGCUGGUGCCAUUGUAAAAGUAACCCUGCCUCGGGACCAAUCUAAAGUCACUAAUGACUUUAACUGGAUACAUAAGAGGUAGUUAAAAAGAGCCCAGCUCCCCCAACAACUUUGAAAUUGCAAGAUUGAAUAGUUUUGGUUUUGCAUUGUGAACGUUUGUGGAGUAGCAAUUGCUGAUGACAUUUGUUACAUGGAAGAAGAGAAAAAGGAAUUGAGGAUAUUUCAUAUGUCAUUUGUAAUACUGUACAUAUAUGCUA